Messenger RNA from Nicotiana tabacum (common tobacco), 1797 nucleotides. Its product is annotated as F-box/LRR-repeat protein At3g26922. Gene Ontology annotation, molecular function: protein binding. NCBI's taxonomy places the organism in Eukaryota, Viridiplantae, Streptophyta, Magnoliopsida, Solanales, Solanaceae. The record is from RefSeq and is a predicted model, not a curated record.
UUGAUUCCUACUGAAAACGUACUUUCCUCGCGGAAAAAGAAAAACAAAAGUAUUUUCCUUUUUUAUUAGCGCUUCGCUUUCUUCCGACUGCUCUCUCUCGCCGCAUAAGUGAAGUUUUUAGGCUCUGGUCUCUACUUGUCUUGUUGGUAUCAGACAUAAUCCAUCUUUCCUGUGCUUCUGGUCCAGGAGAUUCGUGCAUUCCAUGGGGAAAAGAUUGCGGCUUUACAACUAUUUUGCUCUAAAGAAGUGUCAAAAGAGAGUCUGCACUGCAGAAGAUCGCAUUAGUCAGUUACCUGAAGAAAUUCUGGUAUAUAUAUUAUCUUUCCUUACUGUUAAGGAAGCAGCUGACACAAGUGUCCUCUCAAGGCGGUGGCUAAGGUUGUGGACAUGUAUUCCUCGGCUUGAUUUUGAUGCUACCAAACCCUUGGAUGAAGUAGCCUCACAAUUCAAGCUACGGAAAAGGCAUAUGAAGAAGUAUCUGAGAUGGGUCAACCGUACUUUGCAAAUGUGUAAAGGACAAAGACUGGACCAAUUCCGGGUUAAUUUUGAUUUAAACAAAUUUGCGCAGCGUGAGAUUGACAGUUGGCUUGAAUUUGCCCUUUCUAGGGAAGUUCAAAGACUAGAAUUAGACCUAUUAAAGGGUGGAGAGGACAUUCGUGAUUUUGAUUACUGUUAUACUUUUCCAGAGCGACUCCUUGGUCUCAAUGGCUUUUCUUCAGGCCUACCUCAUUCUAUUAACUUCCAAACGUCCCCACUUGUCAGUCAGAAUUUCAAGUCUGUUAAAAUGCUGCUCUUGAAAUCCGUAAAUGUGACGGGCGAAGUUCUUGAGUUCUUUCUACACAAUUGUCCGUUUCUUGAAAAAAUGGUUGUUCAUGGAUCAGGAACAUUGGUAAAUUUGGAAGUUGUUGGUCCAUCCCUCAAGUUGAGACACUUGGAGAUAUGGUACUGCCUCAAUGUGGAAUCACUUAAAAUUUGUGAUACAAAUCUUAAAACACUUGGGACUUCAUCAGGAAAGAAAUUACUGCUUAAGAAUGUCCCGAUGCUGGUUGAGGUAGACAUUUUGGGUUGGCCAUACACCCAUAUUUUGGAUGACAUAUCCUCUCAUCUUUCCUGUGUUCUCUCUCAGCUGGAGGUCCUCACAUUACAUGCUUCUCAUUCUUUGUUAUUUUUGCAGGAAAAUUUGGAGCAUUACAAUUUACCUGAACUAAGUAAGCUCAAGAAAUUUGUCUUAACUAUAUUCGGACGGAAAGACCAGAGUCUGUUAGGUUACACGUCUAUCAUAAGGGCUGCUCCACAGUUGAAGGAAUUUGAAUUACAGUUGACAUUGUCAUGUCCCUUCCAGUCAAACAGAGAGUGUAAUAAAGCCAUAAAAUGUCCACUGCAUCACCUCAAAGUGGUCAAGUUGUGUGGUUAUUAUAGCGGCGUAGUUCAUCUUGAACUCGUGAGGUACUUUUUGGAAAAUGCUGUUGGACUCAAGAGAAUCAUCAUUGAUACUAGGAAUCCAAUUUUUUCUCGCGUCCCUUUGGAACUUGAGGUAAUUGGGAAGCAGCAAACUGCAAGAAAUCUUGCUAUGCUCCAGCUUGAAGGUGAAGUACCUCCAGAUAUUGAGUUGGUGAUACUGUAAAAUGUGUGUUUGUUAUGAAAAUAAUAAUGUUAUUUUUCAUUUAUUAGGGCCUUCCCAUUUAAAUUUGUGCUAAUAAGGGAGAUUUGGUUCAGUAUUAUGAUCCCACAAGGGGAUAAUAUAAUGUACCUGAUUUAAUUUUAUAAUUAUUUGACCUCAUUCUUUCUUUUGAUGAA